Messenger RNA from Brachypodium distachyon (stiff brome), 1152 nucleotides. Its product is annotated as vegetative cell wall protein gp1. NCBI's taxonomy places the organism in Eukaryota, Viridiplantae, Streptophyta, Magnoliopsida, Poales, Poaceae. Bases 123 to 854 code for a protein of 243 amino acids. The record is from RefSeq and is a predicted model, not a curated record. The transcript has a single exon.
GGCUAGAUAGCUCAACACAUCAAUCGCCGCGCCCGCUAUAUAACCACGCUCUCCCCCGAUCUCUCUUCCUCCCCACUACUCUGAGAAGCUAGCACCGAUCGGGAACGAGCACCAGAUCGGAAAUGGCACUCCUCAUCCCGCUCGUCCUCGCGCUCCUCGUCGCCUCCGCCGGCGCGCAGAUGCCGCCCGUGCAGCCGCCGCCGACGCCCAGCGCGCCACAAGCCCCGACGGCACCGCCGGCCGGGAACCCGCCCCCGGCGCCCACCGCGCCUCCCGCGGGCAACCCGCCUCCCGCGCCCACCGCUCCACCGGCCGGCAACCCGCCUCCGGCUCCCACCAUGGCGCCUCCUCAGGCUCCACAGGCCCCGGCCACUCCCCCUCCGGCGCCACAAGCGCCCCUGGCCCCAAUGACCCCUCCGCUUUCUCCCACCACGCCGCCUCCUGCUCCCACAACCCCUCCCCCGUCUCCUCCCACGCAGCCUCCGCCCGCCCCUGCAACCCCUCCCCCGUCCCCCCCGGCCACGCCGCCCCCGGCACCCGCCACCCCGCCGCCGUCCCCGCCCAUGUCGCCGCCACCCGCCACGCCUCCUCCCAUGGCGACCCCGCCUCCGUCCAUGGCGCCCACCACCGCCCCGACCACCGCCCCGGCGACGUCCCCCGCCGCGACGCCCUCGAUGUCUCCCACAAGCCCCAAGACGCCAUCCCCCGCCGGCGCGCUAUCUCCGUCCGGCCCAGCGCUCGCGCCCGCGGGCGGCACGCCGACCACCGACAGCAGCGCCACGACCGCGCGCUCGGCCGGCGCCGCGGCGCUCGUGGUGGCAUUGGCCACCGCGGGGCUCGCCGUCUUCCUCUGAGCAGCUGUUGUGUACUCCUUUCCCGCGUCGCUCCCGUUUCCUCCGUGUCGUUAUUUUUUUUUUCUUAUCGAUUCUUGCUGUAGUGCGCACGUACGAUGCCAUUGGUUGUCCGUCCCGUUUCUGAUUUCAUGAUCCGCGGGCGGUGGUUGUCGUCGGUUUAGCGCGUGCACUGUGCUGUGCUGAACGUUGAUGAUCGCUGCUCCAUUUUGGGUUCAAUAGAGAGAGGAUUUGUACAUGUAUAUUUCCGGUGUAUCAUUUCAGUAGCCAUUUUCAAUAAAGUCUUGAGUCUCCAUAUCCA